AUGGCUGGUGAAAAUACGACAACCUCCAGCAUCCAUGACGAUGAUGAGACUUCUCUCUCCAUCAACAGCUACGAGCAGCCCGACGGCAGUGCCGAAGUUGAACCCGCCGCUCGAGACUUGGAAAAACAGACCACGACGGCCUCUGCCGUGUCGAAUUUGGCGCAGCGCACGCAGUCGGUGAUCUCUAGGCUCCGCAGUCGGGACCCUGGUCAGGUUGCGCGCUUUACGCAUCCACUCGCUCAUACCAAGACAUCGUCGGAUGUGAUUGUCGAUUUUGACGGCCCCGAUGACCCAUACAGACCUGUGAAUUGGGGCUUCUACAAGAAGGCGGUGACUACUGUGCUCUAUGGAUUGACAACUAUGGGUAAGAUAUGCCUUUUAGCGAACAAUACUCCCGGCUGUUCAGACGACCUUGGUGCUAACUAUGGACGGUUAUCAGGUGCUACAUGGGCGAGCGCAGUCUAUACACCAGGAAUAGGCCAGAUCGGCGCCCAAUUCGACGUUGGAGAGGAAGUCGGUAUGCUGGGCCUCACGUUCCUGCUGCUUGGAUUCGGGUUCGGGCCUUUGAUCUGGGCGCCGCUGUCCGAAUUAUACGGACGCAAACCCGCUGUCUUGGCGCCGUAUUUCAUCGCUGCGAUAUUUUCCUUCGGCACCGCGACGGCUAAGGACAUUCAGACCGUCCUGAUCACGCGAUUUUUCGCGGGAUUCUUUGGCUCGGCGCCCGUCACGAACACGGGUGGCGUGCUCAGUGAUAUUUGGUCGCCGGAACAGCGAGGCGCGGCCAUCGUCGGAUAUGCCAUGGCCGUGGUGGGAGGUCCAAUUCUGGGACCAAUCGUCGGUGGUGCUAUCGUUCAGAGCUAUCUUCGGUGGAGGUGGACUGAAUAUAUUACCGGAAUCUACAUGAUGUUUAUUCUGACUCUGGAUGUGCUUCUCCUGGACGAGAGCUACCCGCCAGUGCUCUUGGUGUACAAGGCGCGCAGACUCCGCCACGAAUCGGGGAAUUGGGCGCUGCAUGCGCGGCACGAAGAAUGGGACGUGAGUCUGAAGGAGAUGGCGAACAAGUACCUGAUCCGCCCAUUCCGGCUACUUGUCACGCCAAUCUGCUUCUCGGUGGCUCUCUACGCAUCCUUCGUCUACGGUAUCCUGUACCUGAACCUGGCUUCCUUCCCCAUCGAGUUCCAAGAGGAGCGAGGCUGGAACAUGGUCGUGGGCGCGCUCCCGUUUCUCGCCCUGCUAGUGGGGAUCAUGAUUGGCGCCGCGGUCAACGUCACCAACCAGCGCUUCUACGUCAAGCGGUUCAAGGCGAACAACAACCGCCCUGUACCCGAAGCGCGCCUGCCGCCCAUGAUGCUCGGCUCCAUCUUCUUCGCCGCAGGCAUGUUCAUCUUCGGCUGGACGUCGUCGCGGCACAUCUUGUGGAUCGGCCCCGUCAUCGGCGCCGUCUGCAUGGGGCUGGGCUUCUUCACCAUCUUCCAGGCAGCCCUGAACUACCUCAUCGACACCUUCCCGACGACGUCGGCCAGCGCCGUCGCCGCAAACACGUUCCUGCGCAGCGUCUUCGCCGCCGCAUUUCCGCUCUUCACAGAUGCCAUGUUCCACAAUCUGGGCAUAAACUGGGCUUCCAGCGUGCUGGGUUUCAUCUCCGUCGCGUUGAUCCCUAUCCCGUAUCUGUUUUAUAUCUUUGGGAAACGCAUCCGUGCCAGGGGGAAAUGGUCGAGACCUUCGAUGGAUUGGUGGAUGCAUGGAUAG
This is a messenger RNA of Rasamsonia emersonii CBS 393.64, 1749 nucleotides long. RefSeq names its product MSF drug transporter. The transcript is spliced from 4 exons. Lineage: Eukaryota; Fungi; Ascomycota; Eurotiomycetes; Eurotiales; Trichocomaceae. Gene Ontology annotation, biological process: transmembrane transport. The record is from RefSeq and is a predicted model, not a curated record. Bases 1 to 1749 code for a protein of 582 amino acids. Gene Ontology annotation, molecular function: transmembrane transporter activity.